AUGGCAGAGGUUUUGACAACAUUUGGUGAAAAAACGAAAAAGUUGUAUGUCGAUCGCGUGGUCAUUAUCAGCACUUUACCGAUGCAACUGCAAUAUGAACCACGAGAACAGUUCAACGAAACCAUUUUUCGCUUGAUCAGUUUGAAAUUUGAUCUUGAAAGUGGCGCCAUCGAUCGUAUUAUUCGUUUCCCAUUGAUCAAUAGUGUUCUGGAUCAGGAGCUUGGUGUGAAGUGUUUGGUUUCAUUCUAUUCACGAGUGCAUCGAGAUCGUGUUAUCUCGCAAAAAAACCGGCUUGACCCGCCAACAACAGUUGAUUCAAUCACUGAACCUCCGAAGGAGUUGAGCGGUGAAGCAGAAUUCGAAGCAGUAGCAGCUCCGGGAAACCUUGAAAUGGCUGGUGAACGUAACAGUAAUCCGGCUGAUACUGUUGCUGUUGAUGCCGAUAGCGGAGCUCAAAGUGCUAUAGGUACUGAUGUACCGAAUAUUCCAGUAGCUCCAAUGGCAUCAGAGCAAGAUGAUGUCGUUGUUGUACGUGAUGACGACGGUGCAUCGAGACCGAUAGUUGGCAAAGAUGGCAAAAACGAAAAGAAAGGGGAAAUUGCAAAUAUCGCUCAAGAAACGGAUACUGAAGUAGUUCUUGCUGUAGUGGAAAGUUUGAAGAAUAUAACGGUAAGAAGUUUGGGUGAAGAAACGGGUCCAGAUAAAUUAACCAACAAAAUGAUUAUGGCGGAAUAUUACAAAACACUGCCGGUUGAUUGGGAUGGUGCUCCAGAAUUUCAAUGGAGGCUGUGCAAGGAUGAGUCAGACCGACGUGUGGUAAUUUUUGAAAAUGUGUUACCAGCGGAUAUGCACAAUCCUUGGUUUUAUACUGCACUUUUACGUUGUAAGCGAGUUAUUAUGGAGUUCCCGCUGUCAGCUGGAAAAAUUGAUGCGGAUUUUAAUCACUUAUAUGGACGAAUUGAAGCAUAUUUCCAAAGCGAUCAUCCCAUUGCAUACUGCGCUGUAAACAAUCUCGUUCAUAUACGAACUGGUGCACAUAGGGUGAAAAUCUAUUUACCACAAACAAAAUGGGUACGAAAAUACAAAGAAAUAUUGGAAAGCCGUUUGGGUCGAAUGCGAGAACCGAUGGAAAGUAUGCGUUAUUUAAUCGUGAAACCUGUAAAUGAUGAAGUGACGGAGAAGCAAAUUCGCGAAACUUGUUUUAAAAAUUUUCCGAUCGAAAGUAUACGUUUUGAAAGGGAUAUGUUAGGGCAACGCAUGGCUGUUUUGUUGUUUCCAACUGCUCGGGAAGCUGUGGCAGCUCAUUCUAAUAAUGAUUUUGUUUAUCUUGGUGCAAGAAAUGUAUCGAGUAAUUAUGUCAAAGUAUAUUUCCCUAAUGUGGAUUUCCAUGGAUGGGAUCGGCUUAUUGUACCAACACCAGAAACCGAUAUUUACUGUUUAUUAACCUACAAAGAAUUCAUCUCUUACACGCAAUCCAAAAAAAUUGAACAGGAACAAGAAAAGUUAUCCAAAGCAUCAGUAGCGAUAGAAACGAAGCAGGCCCGAAAUGAUGUUACAAAAGCGAUGCAAGAUCGUAAGCGUUCACAGGAAGGGGAGCAAGAAAAAGAUAUUACCGAGAGCGGUGGUGAUAAUAGUAUUGAUGGUAGUGCUCCACACGGUUGUGAGAGCAUCAAGCCUGCUGAGAAAAAUGCUGGACUGAGAAAUCUUCAAUCGAAACCAACGUUCCCAAAAAAAGGUCAGUCUUCCGGCGAUGCGAAAAGAAUAGCGGAAGAUGAUGGUGGUGGACCAUCUCGAAAACGGCGGAGAGCAGGACGGUACAGAAGGCGACGAUAUAGUCGAUCCGAUUUAUUUCGAUCGAUUCCAUCCUAUUCAAUGCCACCAGCUCCACCGCGGUAUGGAGGAGGCUACAGAGUGGAACCUUGGAGACGUCCACCACAGCCAGCUCCGUAUCCAUACGGCCCUGCUUUCGAUUCGUAUGGUUACGCAGAUGCCAGGCGAAGGAAACCACCGGGCAAAUUGCCCGUGAUGGACGUUGCCGUAACAGAUGUAGCUCCGCAUCCUCCACGUCCAACCGUUCCAUUGAGCGGUGCCAUGGAGCGCAGAAAAGAAAUGGAUUUGCAAGAGCAUAUUUUACGUCAACAAAAAGUUAUUGACGAUCUUGCAAAGAAGUUGUCCACACAAAAUACUGCACCGGAUUACAUGAGACGUCCAGAAACGAAUGAUCCGUACGCAGUUAUGCAAGUACCGUCAACAUCAUCAUUGCCAGCAGCAAGUAACACGAGUAAGAUGCCAGCGUGGGUUACACCGUCGAUAUAUGCUCAACCACAAGUUGGCAACUCUGCUGAAACAUAUGAAGCAUGGCGAUAA
Messenger RNA from Cercopithifilaria johnstoni, 2367 nucleotides. Lineage: Eukaryota; Metazoa; Nematoda; Chromadorea; Rhabditida; Onchocercidae. The record is from the annotation of a GenBank genome assembly.